UUGCACACUUCUGGCGCAUGCGCAAACACAUCGAACAGUAGCAAAGCGGAAAAUCCAAGAUGGCGGACUAAGCGGCGUGGCUUUCUGGAGAAGUUUCACAUUUACGAUCUUAUAGAUUCAAAAAUAGCAUCAAAUACCUCAACUAUUCACUUUUUCUUAAGCGCACCGCGCGGACUUUGAGUGCGGAGCGACGGCGUGUUACCCGAAGUGAAGAUUGAAGACGUGAUAGAAGAUGGACGACUACUGCUAUGCUAAGAUGGCGACGUCACGUCAAAGAGAAAGUGAAAGAGAAUCAGCGCCACCAACGGGGAACAAUCUGAAAAGCGAAGAUGAAGACGUCUGUGAAGAACAUCUUCACCCUGAGCAACAGAAGUGGAGCUUCAGGAUGCGGACGGAGGAGCCACAGCCCUCCCACAUUAAGAAGGAAGAGGAAUACCCACUGAUCCCCCAUUUUAAAGAGGAAGAGGCGGAUCCACUGAGCUCUCACAUUAAGGAGGAAGAGGAGGAACGCAGCAUCAGUCAGCAGGGAGAGCAUCUUGAAGGACUGGAGGAGGUUGAUGUCACCAAGAUGCCAGUGACUGGUGUCCCUGUGAAGAGUGAAGAUGAUGAGGUCAAAGGUGAGAGUGAGGAGAGGGGAGGGGGGGAGCCUCCAAGCAGCAGCUCAACUCAACACAUGACAACAGAAGCUGAUGGAGACCACUGUGGAGGAUCACAAGCAGACAAGCUCUUAGCUCCACUAUCAGAUGGUGAGGACACAACGUCACACUCUCCUGACACUGAUGAUGAAGACUCUAAAGAUGAUAAGACAUGUCACACUGACAACACACACUUCACAUGUUCUCACUGCGACAAAACUUUUAAAUAUCCUAGCGAUUUGAAAAGACACAUAAGAACACACACCGGAGAAAAAACUUGGACAUGCUCAAUCUGUGGUAAAGGUUUUAUACUAAGUGGUUAUUUGAAAACACACAUGGGAACACACACUGGAGAAAAAACUUUUUCCUGCUCAGAAUGUGGUAAAGGUUUUGUAAGAAAUCAAAGUUUAAAAGUACACAUGAGAACACACACUGGAGAAAAACCUUUUUCAUGUUCGAUCUGUGGUAAAGAUUUUACUCAAAAGCACAGUUUCAAAGCACACAUGAGAGUACACACUGGAGAAAAACCCUUUUCCUGUUCAGAAUGUUGUAAAACUUUUGUACUACAUCAAAGUUUAAAAGUACACAUGAGAACACACACUGGAGAAAAACCUUUUAUUUGUUCAGUAUGUUAUAAAGGUUUUAUAGAAAAACAGCAAUUGAAAUUACACAUGAGAAGGCACUCUGAUGAAAAACCAUACUCCUGUUCAAGCUGCAACAAAAGCUUUCUUCAUCGACAAUCUUGUACAGCACACAUGAGAACACACACAAGUGAGAACGUGUUGAGUUGCAGUGUGUGUGGUGAAAGAUUCUCUUCUAAGUACCAGUGUAAGAAACACAAGUGUGCUGGUGAGAACAGCAGCAGCAAAUGAAGAUGCAGGAUUUGAAAUAAACUGUCAAAACUUGAACUUUGACUUUCUAACAACAUCAGCACAUAUAACAUGUGUGACAUCAUUGUUGUGUGUGUAACACAAUCUUGUUAAUAUGAUUCUAACAUUUAUAGAUUAGACACUUCAGAUUAGUGCUUUUAUUUCAGUCAAGUACAUGAGUUAAUAUACACAUUUGUGUACUUUAAAAUGAACAGAACAAUUCGACUGAAAGGGUGAGAAUAAACAGUACAUAAAAUAUGUUACGUAUUACAAUGAACAUUUUAAGUGUAGAUAUUCAUAAUUCACUUUUAUACUUUUUCAUUAUAGUGUUUUAUUUAUGUUUUUGAAAUAAUGACAUGUUACAUAUUUUAUUUUCGAAUUCUAGAUGAUUCUAUAGAUGAACUCCUUUAUAUGAUGUACAUAUUUGUUUUACAUGUGUUCAUACCUUUGCUUUUGAGUACACAUAAAUCCCUCUUAGUUCAUAUUUACUGGUUCACAUCUGAAACAUCUUCUGGACCACUUCUGGAAGCAUAUUAUUAUUUACUUUAUACAUCAUUUGAGCAGUUGUCUUUUAUACAAUUUUACAAUGUGUGACUUUAUGAAUCAUUUGUUGGGUGUCUAUAAUCCACUCUAUGAAUUGUCUUUAUUACUCUCUUGUGUGGCUUCACGGUGCCAGAAGGGUUAGUGCGUCUGCCGCAGUCCUGGGUUCAAUCCCAUGCUCGGGAUCUUUCUGUGUGGAGUUUGCAUGUUCUCCCCGUGAAUGCGUGGGUUCCCUCCGGGUACUCCGGCUUCCUCCCACUUCCAAAGACAUGCACCUGGGGAUAGGUUGAUUGGCAACACUAAAAUUGGCCCUAGUGUGUGAAUGUGAGUGUGAAUGUUGUCUGUCUAUCUGUGUUGGCCCUGUGAUGAGGUGGGGACUUGUCUAGGGUGUACCCCGCCUUCCGCCCGAUUGUAGCUGAGAUAGGCGCCAGUGCCCCCCGCGACUCCACAAGGGAAUAAGCGGUAGGAAAUGGAUGGAUGGACUCUCUUGUGUAAUAUGAAUAUUGUUGUGUGAUUGUUUUAUAUGUAUGUCCCCAGACCUUUUUGCAAUAAACAAUGUAUGCUUCAACUAAAGUUGGGUACAAUAAAUGUAGUUACUAUU
This is a messenger RNA of Nerophis ophidion (straightnose pipefish), 2645 nucleotides long. Its product is annotated as oocyte zinc finger protein XlCOF6.1-like. The transcript is spliced from 2 exons. Gene Ontology annotation, biological process: regulation of transcription by RNA polymerase II. NCBI's taxonomy places the organism in Eukaryota, Metazoa, Chordata, Actinopteri, Syngnathiformes, Syngnathidae. The record is from RefSeq and is a predicted model, not a curated record. Bases 233 to 1507 code for a protein of 424 amino acids. Gene Ontology annotation, molecular function: DNA-binding transcription factor activity; RNA polymerase II cis-regulatory region sequence-specific DNA binding.